This is a messenger RNA of Knipowitschia caucasica, 1338 nucleotides long. The record is from the annotation of a GenBank genome assembly. NCBI's taxonomy places the organism in Eukaryota, Metazoa, Chordata, Actinopteri, Gobiiformes, Gobiidae.
AUGCGAUUCAGCACAGUCCCCCAAAGCCAACACCGUCUGCACGUUGCAAAAUCCUCCCAAUAUCUCAAAGUCCUCAAAGUCCCCAAAGUCCUCAAAGUCCUCAAAGUCCCCAAAGUCCUCAAAGUCCUCAGCCCAGUUCAGGGCAGACGGGAGACACAAGCUGCAAGUCUCACCACAGAGCACAGGACGAUGAAGGCGGGUGCAGGACUCCUCUCUGCAGUGGUGCUGUUCCUCCUGGUGGGGGCGGUGUUGAGUCAGAGAGCACCACGACCCAAGAAACCCACCAAGCGCCCGCCCACCUCCAGAAGACCCUCCACGCCGGGGCCCUUCCAGCCGGGGCCCUUCCAGCAGGAGCCCCGCGAGCCCACGGACCUGCCCCCGGUCAUCAUGGGCUCCUCCGACAUGUUCGAGGAGUGUCCGCAGGUCUGCAAGUGCUCCAGGAGUUACCCCAAUACCCUCUUCUGCGAGAACCACAACCUCCGGGCGGUCCCUGUGGUCCCGGGACGCACACGCUACCUGUAUCUGCAGAACAACUACAUCACCGAGCUCACGGCGGAGGCUUUCGUCAACGCCACCGAGGUUCGCUGGAUCAACCUCGCCAACAACCGCAUCCAGCGCAUCGACAAGCAGGUGUUUGAGCGCCUGCCCUCGCUGCUGUACCUGUACGUCCAGAAGAACCAGCUGAAGGAGGUCCCAGCUGGUUUGCCCUCUGGUCUGGAGCAACUUAGACUCGACAAGAACCGCAUCACCAGCAUCCCCCCCGGAGCCUUCAGCAAGAUGGGCAACCUCACCCUGCUAGACCUCUACCACAACCAGCUCAGCGACCGUGACCUGGGGAAGAAUGAGUUCCGGGACCUGAGAAGUUUGGUGCAGCUCAACCUGGCGCACAACGUCCUGAAGAAGAUGCCGCCUGGAGUUCCCCAAGGCGUCAUCCAACUGUUCCUGGACAAGAACCGCAUCGACGACAUCCCCAAGGAUUACUUUGAGGAUCUGUCUCACUUGGCGUUCCUUCGGUUGAACUAUAACCAGCUCAGCGACAAAGGCGUCCCCAAAAGUGUCUUCAACUUCUCGUCUCUGCUCGACCUGCAGCUGUCACACAACCAGCUCUCCUCUGUCCCCGCCUUCAGCAGCCACCUGGAACAUCUGCACCUGAACCACAACAGCAUCGAGAGCAUCAACGGGACCUUGCUGUGUCCCUACAGUCUGGAGGUGGAGCCCGAGGACCACAGCCUGAUGCCCCGACUGCGAUACCUCCGUUUGGACGGGAACCAGCUGAGCCCGCCCAUCCCCAUGGACGUCAUCAUGUGCUUCAGACACCUGCACUCCAUCGUCAUUUAG